GCGAGAGCGACGGAGGAGGAGGAGGCGGCAAGAUGGCGGCGCCCGGGGACGGUCCUUCAGACGAAGCUUGGUCACUCUUGACCCCGGUGUAAGAGCAGCAGAAACUCGAACUCUUUCCCUGGCAGGCAUCCCUGGGAAAAGCUCUCCAAGGCAGACGUUCAAGAAGAGAGGCCACCCCGCCCCUGGGGAGCGAUGGCCCUGGAAACUGUCAAACAGCUCUUGAGCUUUGACUGUGGCUUGCUGGUGGCUUACCAAGUAGACAUCAUCUCCCAGCUGGACUCUAUCAGCUUUCAGACCAGCCAAAUGAGGGAUGUCUUCUUACACCACCCUGAGGUGGUGCUCAUUCAUCGAACCCUCAACCCAAGGGGCAAGGCCCUCUACACCUUCAUGGUGGACCAGCCUUUCAUGCAGCUGGAAGGGGAGAUGACCAGAGUGAUCCACUUCGCAGUCCCCGCCAAGGAGUCGGCGGAAGGCCUGGCUCAAAUGUACCGCACCUUCAAGGCCUUCAACCCCGAAUGGAAGCAGAUCAAGACCUUCCUCAUUGAGCCGCACUUCCGGUGGGUGCCGGCGCUGUCAGAAGCCUUCCCCUCUGUGGACAUCCAGCUGUCUGCCUUCCACAUAUGCAAACACUUGCAGUACAAGAUCCAGCAGGAUCCCUCCCUGGAAGUCCACACGGAAAGGCUGGUCCUGAGCGCCUUGAGGACCACCAUGUGCGCCCCCAGCGAGAGCAACUUGAGGAAGCUGUACACCAUCCUGCGUGGCUUUGUGAAGCCAAGCUGCUUGCCCCAGCCCCACAAGGAGUGGCUGCUCAAUGAGAAGAUCUGGGCCUUUCACCGCUGGCGGACCUGGGGCCAGUGCAGCCAGUAUUUCAAAGACCUGGAGGUGGUCACGCACAGCUUAAGCCAGAUCUUCUGCGUACGGCCCUCCCUGGAAUCCUGCAUCACCAAAAUAGCAAAGACUUACCAGAAGGGUGCCCAGAAGAGCUGCACGGAGUCUGCGCCAGGCCCAGGCCCUUUGCUCAGUGAGAACGGCUCCUCCUCCACCCAGAACCUGCCGGUUCUUCACUCCUCUGCUGCAGACUCUCAGAGGCAUCUGCUUCCAAGGGAUUCUGCUCCGACCGCCACGCCGACUCCCCUGAAGCCGGCGGCAGGGGUUGCUGCUGAAGAGCCAGCCCGCGAGGCGGCGGCAGAGGUGACUUCCAGAGAGGCUGAGGAGCGGAUCAAGCAGUCCUUGAGCGAUAUUUGCACAGAGCCGGCGGCCAGGCUGUGCUUGAACGAGUUUGCGGUUGUCCAGAGCUCUGUGCAGCUGAUGGGGGACAACGGAGAGACUGCCAGCAUGCAGAUCCUGGAAGACGCCCAGACCGUGCGCCACAAGGGCCUCAGCAGCUGCCCGUGCCACUUCAGCCAGACCUUCCAGCUGCCCUGCCGGCACGUCCUGGCUGUGCUGAACUCCGAAGGGAAGGAUUUCGAGCCCGGCAACAUCCCAGCGCGGUGGCACAAGGGGAACAGUGUCACCCAAGAGGGACAGAGCAGCGCUGACGGGCUGCUGGAGGUCCUGAGUUGCUCGUGGGACGAGUUGUUGGACAAGUACCUGGCGGUGUCGUUUCUCACUGCAGAGAUCAGCCGGCUUCUGAGCCAGUGCAGUCACGAGGAGUUUGAUCGCAGGUACAGCACCCUCCGCGAGCUGGCCGACAGCUGGAUUGGGCCUUACGUGCAGGUGAAGUUGUAACUGAGCUCAGGGGCGCUCCUGGGAGCAGAGCCUUGGGCUCGGCUUCUUGCCCCUUGCUGGUCUGCAGGAGCAGCCUCCUGGCAGGGCUCUCCUCAGAAGUGCCGGAGACUUGAGGUUUACAUUUCAUUCCGCUCCGAGUGUCUGUGGGGCUCCUCCUUUGUGGGGGGAGCUUUGAUGAGCAGCCCAAGAUUUCUGCACACAACUGCAAACCUGUACUCUUGUUUGAGACUUUGCUGGCAACUCAGGGGGGGCCUGGCAUGACCUACAGACCUGUGAAGUCCACCCCCUCGUCUCUCUGCAUUGCUAUUCCUCUAAGUCAGUUGGUUCUCCAUGUCAAAGGGGGCCAGGUGUGUCCCCUGAGUCCUUUUUUCCUCUCCCUCCCCCCCCCUUGAUUAUUGAAACGGAGCCCCUUGCUCCCAGCAAGAGCAGGACUUCUCUUUCGUAAAGGCAAGGUCGUCAAUAAACAAGUCUUUCCUGUUUGCCGUUUCUCAAGACCAGCCUUGAAAUACCAUUCGAAAUCUAAUUAGGAAACAGGGCAAGGCUCCUCUGCUGGGGCUCUGCCAGGCGGAUGGUACUGUACCGGGUUCAGUGGAAGCGCUCUGUGGGCGUUGUGUCAGACUGGAAACUCUGGUGGCAAGAGCUCCAGGAAGCAGCUGCAGUUUGGGCUGUUAGGCGGAGAGCUGGGCUAUACCUUCCGCUUGGUCCCAAGGAGCCUGGCUGGGAGGUGUGGGAAUGGGAAUGAAGGGCUGCCUGGGGUACAGUCCAGACAGGUGUUUGGAGGCUUGGGGAGGGGAUCUGGCCAACAACCUGCUUACAGAAGCGGAAGCACAGACAUAAGCAAAGAGCCUUGCUUUUCACAAACCCUUUAUGUUGACUUUUCAAAGCAGAAUUAAGUGUUUCUCCCCGCCCCCGCCCCCCGCUCUCACUUCUCCAGCUGCGCCAGGAACAGAGGCAGGAGGCUCCUG
Messenger RNA from Zootoca vivipara (common lizard), 2693 nucleotides. The record is from RefSeq and is a predicted model, not a curated record. NCBI's taxonomy places the organism in Eukaryota, Metazoa, Chordata, Lepidosauria, Squamata, Lacertidae.